AUGGCUGACCGUGACGGUGUUCACGGCUCUUCAGCUCAACUGCUCUGGCGACAUGUCUCACCUCAAGAUUCAAACCUCUGGGCCUUCCUACAACGCGUGAACACCAAGCAUAGCAAGAACUUCCAGACCUAUCACGAUCUGUACCAAUGGAGCAUAGACAACGUUUCCGACGCAUGGGGAGAUAUUGGGGAGUAUGUCGGCAUUCGAACAUCGCAACCCUACAGCAAGGUCGUGUCGGACGAGAAGACGAUGUUUCCACGCCCGUCAUGGUUCCCUGGCGCAAAGCUGAAUUUUGCAGAGAACUUGUUGUUCCCAACGCAAGAGGUGGACGAGAAUAGCCCGGCUGUGAUAGCUGCGACCGAGACUGCGAGGGAGACUGUGACAUGGAAAGAGUUGAGAGAACGAGUACGGAGAUGUCAAGGUGGAAUGCAAGCCCUAGAGCUCAAGCAAGGUGACCGUGUCGGUGGAUAUGUUGCAAAUCAUACAAAUGCCUUAGUGGCUGCUUUGGCGGCUUCAUCUCUAGGCGCGAUUUGGACUGCUGUCAGUCCGGAUACAGGCGUCACUGCGGUUCUCGAUCGAAUGGUCCAAAUUGAACCAACCUUGCUCGUCACGGACAAUGCUGUUAUGUACAAUGGAAAAACACAUCCGGUCUUGCCAAAAGUAAAAGAGAUCGUGGAAGGAUUACCCACUCUGAAAGGGACAAUUAUCUUCAACACCCAACCCUCAAUGGGGUCUGACAUCGAAGGUCUUUCUCCCGAGCUUCAGAAAAAGGUGUAUACCUAUGACAAGUUUACAUCCUUAUCCAAUGGAUCUAGGAAGCUUCACUUCGAGCAAUUGGACCCCGACACACCUGUCUAUAUCCUGUAUUCAAGUGGCACGACUGGAGCACCGAAGUGCAUUGUGCAUGGAGCUAUCGGUACUUUGAUACAGCACAAGAAGGAGCACAUCCUCCAAAGUGACAUUCGAACUGGCGACAGGCUCUUCUACUUCACUACUUGUACUUGGAUGAUGUGGCAUUGGCUAGUAUCAGGGCUCGCGGCUGGCGCUACAUUGAUCCUUUACGACGGGUCGCCAUUCCAAUACUUGCAGAAUGGAGAGUCAGUAAAAGACGACCUGGCGAUGCCAAAGCUUAUUGACGAGCUCGGUAUAACACAAUUUGGAACAAGUGCGAAGUUCUUGUCGGUGUUGGAGCAGCGCAACAUCUUUCCGAAGGAACAAGGCUUGACGCUCAACACUCUGAAAGCGAUAUACUCAACAGGCUCGCCGCUUGCUCCUUCCACAUUCCAAUACGUCUACAAAGCUUUUGGCCAAAUAAAUCUCGGAUCUAUUACUGGCGGCACCGACAUCAUCUCUCUUUUUGGCGCACCAUGUCCGCUCCACCCUGUGUAUGUCGGUGAGAUACAGGUCUUGGGACUAGGCAUGGCUUGUCAAGCGUGGGACUUCCAGGGCAAAGACGUGAGCAAAGAGGGCGAACCAGCGGAUCUUGUCUGUGUACGACCAUUCCCUUGUCAGCCCGUCAUGUUCUGGGGCAAAGACGGUGAAAGCAAGUACAAAGCUUCGUAUUUUGAGGAGUUCCCCGGAGUUUGGCAUCACGGCGACUUUGUGAGGUUCAAUCCCGAGACUGGUGGCUUGAUCAUGCUGGGUCGAUCUGACGGCGUAUUGAAACCCUCUGGCGUUCGAUUCGGGUCUGCAGAGCUCUACAACGUCCUUCUGAAGCACUUCCCAGAUCAAGUAGAAGACGGGCUCGCAAUAGGCCGUCGGCGCGAACAGGACGACGAUGAGACCGUGAUACUAUUCUUGAAGAUGAAAUCUGGAGAGAACUUCAACGACAAGCUGGUGCAGGAUAUCAAAGCUGUUGUAAGGAAGGAGCUCUCUGCCCGGCACGUUCCAGGCACCAUCGAUGAAUGUCCGGACAUACCAGUCACGAGCAACGGCAAGAAGAUCGAGAAGAGUGUGAAACAGAUUCUUUGCGGCUUGAAUAUCAAGACAAGCACGAGUGUGGCUAAUCCGGAAAGCCUGGACUUUUAUCGACAAUGGGCAGACUCACAUUAG
Messenger RNA from Lecanosticta acicola, 2052 nucleotides. The record is from the annotation of a GenBank genome assembly. Lineage: Eukaryota; Fungi; Ascomycota; Dothideomycetes; Mycosphaerellales; Mycosphaerellaceae.